Armigeres subalbatus is the source of this 596-nucleotide messenger RNA. RefSeq lists its product as uncharacterized. The coding region runs from base 1 to 561 and encodes 186 amino acids. The transcript is spliced from 3 exons. Lineage: Eukaryota; Metazoa; Arthropoda; Insecta; Diptera; Culicidae. The record is from RefSeq and is a predicted model, not a curated record.
AUGAGGACUAUACAAGACCAUACGGGACUGUUCGAAUUUACAGUGGAGCAGCUUAAAAUAAAAUGGGCUAACUUGACCAGGAAGUACAAGCUACUUAUCACCCCGCCCACUGGAGGUGCCACGGAGAAUGGUGAGACAACACCAGGCGAUUGGGAAUAUUUCGAUCUACUCCACGAAUUCAUGUCAUCACAACACACCAUCAAUCCUCCGAUUGUUAUCAACAGCUGUGGAAUUGUAGUGGAGAAUUCCAAUAACAAUUUCCCCAAUGAUGACGAGUUACAUGUGGCGGGGCCGUCCAAUGUUAAUCCAGAUGGAUCCAAUGUUUCAAGUCCUGAGACAGCAACGCAGAGUCCAGAAAGUAUGGCUGAACAAUCCAACAGGAAACGGAAGCGAAACCGAUAUACACAGCAGGACAUGUUUGAAUUUUUUGUCGAAGAGUCGAAGAGGAAAAAAAAGGAAGGGAGAAAGUUCUUUACGCUACUGAAGUCUAUCGCCGGAGCUCAAAACAUCGAGUUGCCAAACAUGGACUCAAGUUCCUCCGACUCAGAACCAGACUUUUAACCAAAUCGUAUGUCCUGUUAUGCACAUUGGUUACG